Molecule: messenger RNA, 660 nt
Organism: Parnassius apollo (apollo)
Lineage: Eukaryota; Metazoa; Arthropoda; Insecta; Lepidoptera; Papilionidae
Source: the annotation of a GenBank genome assembly
AUGAUCGAUCAAGAGAAACUGGUUGAAUUGGUACAAUGGGUUAGAAAAACGUAUAUUAUUGAGAAGAACGGAAAAAAAGUUAAAAUCAGUAAAAACAUAAAACAGACCGAACAAGUUACAAUUGCAAUUUUGACUUAUCGCCCAUUGCCUGAACAUGAGAUAGAAGUUAACGACAGCCCAACCUCAGAUUUAAAAGAACCACUGGCUGACAUAACCAACAUAAUUAGAGUUCAUACAAAGAGAUUUUAUGAAACUGUUUAUACUUCUACUUCAGAAGAUGAAGAUGAUCAGCCUCUUGUUAAACAGAAAAAAACUGUGCACAUAAAACCGGGUACUUCAUAUGACCUGUCUGCAGACAACAUCCACCCAUUAUUAAUAAAAAAUGGUACACAUAUGUUAGUAAAAGUACCCAGUAAAAAUAAAGUCGAGUACACCUACUUAGGAGUUGCAAAAAGUUGUGUGGAUGAAGAUGGAGAUGUUCAGGUGAUGUUUAAUAAAACUGUCGAUGACACUGGAAAAAUAUUUAAAUUAGUAAAAUCAGAUGUAUCAGAUGUGAUGUUUGAAAACUUGAUAAAAAUAAUUCCAAGUCCUAAAGAAGUCAAAAGAGGAAGGCGUGUUUAUUACGAAUUUGAUAAACCAAUAGAAGUAUUUGAAAAGUAG